Messenger RNA from Tripterygium wilfordii, 2855 nucleotides. Its product is annotated as sulfate transporter 1.3-like. Gene Ontology annotation, cellular component: membrane. Gene Ontology annotation, biological process: transmembrane transport. The record is from RefSeq and is a predicted model, not a curated record. Lineage: Eukaryota; Viridiplantae; Streptophyta; Magnoliopsida; Celastrales; Celastraceae. The transcript has 16 exons. The coding region runs from base 603 to 2597 and encodes 664 amino acids.
UAUCCUUGGCACAUUAUGGUUGUUGUUUACGAAGAUCUAUGGUUUGGGUGUGACUCUGGCUUCGGUUUUUUUCCUUCUGGGUUGCUUCGUUUGAUCGCCAAGAGGACACGAAUACGCUGAUACGCAUAUUUUUCUCGGCGGCCAAACAGAGCAUUGACCCAUACCCAUGUAUUAGUUUCUCCCCGAAAUAUGUUGGCUUUAAUUACGAGACCUGGUGGAAGAGAAAUCCAUUGAACCUGGACGGAGUUUUGAUUUCUCAUCCUCUUUAACCUUUUAUGAGGGUUCAUUCAAUUGGUUAAUUCGCAUGAAAGUUGAAUAUAUAUUUGGAGGGAUGAGAACCAUCAAGUUUGGCGGAAAGUAUUGUGUAGGUGGUUACUGAUAUUGGGGAUUGAGUGGAAUUUUGAGGCGGUAAUCUUGCUUUCCACUAUCAACGGUUCAAAGAAGAUAGUUAAAGGACUAGAUGAAAAUGGAGCCUAGGAAGACUUAAACUAAAACUGAAAACUGUAUAUUGGGGGUGAUUUGUGGUGGACAGAAGCUGCGUCUUUUACUUUUCACUUUUCUGACUCCAAGUUCUGUAAGCAUCAUCAAUUUGUGAUUAAACCAUGGGAGCAGUAGGUCAUUCAGCUGAUGAGGAGCAAGAGAAGAACGAGACGGAAAUGGACAUCAGAAGCUUCUCAUCCUCACACCGCCAGACCCAGAAUGCACCAUACAUUCACAAGGUGGGAGUUCCUCCCAAGCAAAAUCUCUUAAAGGAAUUGACAACUACUGUGAAGGAAACCUUCUUUGCAGACGAUCCUCUACGCCAUUUCAAGGACCAGCCUAAGUCUAAAAAAAUCAUUCUCGGCAUCCAAGCUGUUUUCCCUAUCUUUGAAUGGGGAAGAAAGUACAAUCUCACCAAACUUAGGGGUGAUAUUAUUGCUGGACUCACCAUUGCAAGUCUCUGUAUUCCGCAGGACAUUGGAUAUGCUAAGCUUGCAAAUUUGGAUGGCCAGUAUGGAUUGUAUUCCAGCUUUGUUCCACCAUUGAUUUAUGCAUUCAUGGGUAGUUCAAGAGAUAUAGCAAUAGGACCAGUGGCUGUUGUGUCCCUUCUACUUGGAACUCUACUUCAGAAUGAGAUCGAUCCCAUUAAGAAUGCAAAAGAGUACCGGAGGUUAGCCUUCACAGCUACAUUUUUUGCAGGACUUACUCAAGCAACCCUUGGGAUUUUCAGGUUGGGUUUCUUGAUUGACUUCUUAUCUCAUGCGGCCAUCGUUGGCUUUAUGGGCGGAGCUGCUAUUACUAUUGCCCUCCAACAGCUUAAAGGUUUCCUAGGCAUCAAGACAUUUACUAAGAAAACGGAUAUCGUUCAUGUAAUGCAUUCGGUAUUUAGCACAGCCAAUCAUGGAUGGAACUGGCAGACAAUAGUCAUCGGCUUGAGCUUCUUAUCUUUCCUACUUUUUGCCAAGUACAUAGGAAAAAAGAAUAAGAAAUUCUUUUGGGUUGCUGCUAUUGCCCCGAUGAUAUCUGUCAUUAUAUCAACCUUUUUUGUGUUCAUAACCCGCGCAGACAAGCAAGGUGUUCAGAUUGUGACACGCAUAGAGAAAGGAAUUAACCCUUCAUCUGUGAACCAAAUAUAUUUCAGUGGCGAUUAUCUUCUAAAAGGUUUCAGGAUUGGUGUGGUGGCUGGAAUGGUAGCAUUGACGGAGGCUGUCGCAAUUGGAAGAACAUUUGCUGCGAUGAAGGACUAUCAACUAGAUGGAAACAAAGAAAUGAUAGCACUAGGUGCAAUGAAUGUUGUUGGUUCAAUGACUUCUUGCUAUGUGGCAACAGGUUCUUUCUCACGUUCUGCAGUAAACUACAUGGCUGGUUGCCAAACUGCAGCCUCCAACAUCGUUAUGUCUUUUGUUGUAUUCCUAACCUUGGAAUUCAUAACUCCUCUCUUCAAGUACACACCAAAUGCUAUUCUUGCCGCCAUCAUUAUAUCUGCUGUUAUUGGCCUUAUUGACUUCCAGGCGGCAAUUUUGAUUUGGAAGAUUGAUAAAUUUGAUUUUAUUGCUUGCAUGGGAGCCUUCUUUGGUGUAGUCUUUGUAUCCGUCGAGAUCGGGCUCUUAAUUGCAGUUUGUAUAUCGUUUGCUAAAAUCCUCUUACAAGUUACCCGGCCAAGAACUGCAAUUCUUGGGAAGAUCCCUAGGACUACUGUGUAUAGAAACAUCCAGCAAUAUCCUGAAGCAACUAGAGUCUCUGGUGUUCUGAUUGUGAGGGUUGAUUCUGCAAUUUACUUUUCCAAUUCCAAUUACAUCAAGGAGAGGAUCUUGAGAUGGGUAACGGACGAGGAAGAAGAACUACAAGCAAACUAUCAGCCAACAAUCCAGUUUGUGAUAGUGGAAAUGUCGCCUGUUACUGAUAUCGACACUAGCGGCAUCCAUGCCUUGGAAGAUUUGUACAAAGGUCUUCAAAAGAGAGGCAUUCAGCUUAUUCUGGCAAAUCCUGGUCCGGUGGUGAUUGACAAGCUUCAUGCUUCCAACUUCCACAACGUGAUCGGUGAAGACCAUAUCUUCCUCACAGUAGCAGAUGCCGUCUCUUCUUGCUCUCCAAAACUAGCAGAAGAAGAUGUUUGAGAGAAAUGGAAGGGGUUUGUCUGAAAGAAAGCUUGUGAUAUAUGUUGCAUAUAAUGCCAAUGACAAAGGAGUAGUUGAGUGGAGGUGGUGGGGUUGUGUAAUCACAAAAAAAAAAAGGUGGUGGUGUGAAGCAAGUGAUAAGGUUCUGGGUUUUAAGUUUUACAGACAUGGAAUCCACUCAACCUAAUUGUGUCUGUGACUUGUGAAACGUCUGCAUAAUUUAUUAUCAUAUGCGUUUUUAGCCGUUUUUUCGUCUUC